Messenger RNA from Lactuca virosa, 504 nucleotides. The record is from the annotation of a GenBank genome assembly. NCBI's taxonomy places the organism in Eukaryota, Viridiplantae, Streptophyta, Magnoliopsida, Asterales, Asteraceae.
AUGGUCUUCCUGAUUUCACUAGCAUUUAUCCUGAGCAAACAUCCCAAUAAUAUCUCUGCAGUUCAACCUAUCUUUAACAAAGAGAUGCUGAUUCCAAAUUUGGAGAUAUUGUUAAUUGCGAGGAUGAAUAAGCUGAAAGAGAUAUGGCCUUAUCAAUUUAGUAGUAGUGACGAAGUUGAUACUUGCAUUUUGAGAAAGAUUGAAGUGAAGAAGCAUAAUAAUCUUGUGAAUCUGUUUCCAAUCAAUCACAUGUCUUUGUUGGGUCGUCUGGAAGAGCUUCAUGUUAGUUAUUGUGGAAGCUUUGAAAUGUUAUUUAACAUCGAGAUGAGUUGUGUUGGUGAAAUUGAAAAACACAGUAGCAACUUGAGACACAUUCAUAUAUAUAAGUUGGGGAAGCUAAGAGAGUUGUGGAGGAUGAAAGGGAACUUGAGGAAGAUUGUGAAAUGGGAAAGAGGUGGAUGGUGGUGGGCCCUACGGGCUAUCGAUAGUUAUAAAGAUGAUUAA